CUCUCGGCGGCGUAAAAAGUUGCGCUGCACAGAUUCCAAUUUUAUAACAUACUACUUAUUUCUUAUUUACUACAAGAAAAGUGUUAAAAAAUUAACAAUAAUGAAUAAAGAAAGAAAGGAGCCUGAUUAUCCUGUUGAAUUAGAAUCUCAGUUUAUUAUGAGGUGGCCUGAAGAACCAGCAAAAACCCUAAGGGAUGUUUUGAGUACUGGAGAAACUCUAAAAAACAGACUCACUAUACAAAUGGAAAAUGAUAUGCGUAACGGAGAAAUACGCUUUGAUCAUUGGUUGUUACAUGCCAAAAUAGUAGACUUGCCCACGAUUGUGGAGUCUCACAAAACAAUAGAUCGAAAAAGUGUUUAUAAAACGGCAGAUAUCUGCCAGAUAAUGAUUUGCAAAGAUGAAAUUGAUCCAUCGUCAACUGAAGAAGAAUCCCCUACAAAAAGUAAGAAAAAAGAUCCUUUUAAGGUAGAUAAAAAAUUUCUUUGGCCACAUGGUAUUACACCGCCUACAAAAAAUAUCAGAAAAAGACGUUUUAGAAAAACAUUGAAGAAAAAAAAUGUAGAAGCUCCCGAAAUUGAAAAAGAAGUAAAGAGACUUUUAAGGGCAGAUAAUGAAGCGGUUAGUUUUACUUGGGAAGUGAUUAACGAAGAGGAUGAAAAUGGUGACAAACCUGAAAUUCAAUUACCCUUGAAACCUGAAAAAUUAAAAGCAAAGAAAGAACAUAUCAGCACCAAGUCAGAAUUAAAUAUAAGUCAUAAAUCUGCAUCCAAGGUAGAAGACAUAUUUGGUGGCACUUUAAGUGAUAGUGAUUUAGAAGAUGAAAAUGUAAAUGUUGAUAUUGAUGACAGCAGAUUAUCUUGUUAUGAUGAUCCUCGUUCAGACUCAUUGCAUGAACUAGAUAUCAAAAGUACCAGAACUGCUACUCAAUUUAGCUCUGAGAUGUUUUACUCUACUGAUGAACUACAGGGUACAUCUGGUACUACAAAUCUAAUGGUGAUGAAAAAUAGAGAACACUACUCCAUUGAUGAGUUUUUAGGAGGUACAGAGCAUAAAUCCAAUGCUAAAUUGCAACAGCUCACUACUGAAUUGGAAGAAUUAAAACAACGACGUCAAAGAACACAGUUUGAAAUUUCUGGUAUGGAAAAUAUGACUUUAAGACAGAGAUUUCAAGAUAUUCUUCAAAAUUUAAAUAAAGAUAUAACAAGCAAACAAUUGGAGUACCAAAAACUACUUUCUCUUAAUAAGUAACUGCAUAGUGAAAGCUUAAUCACUCAUCUGUUAAAUUGUU
Molecule: messenger RNA, 1289 nt
Organism: Chilo suppressalis (striped riceborer)
Lineage: Eukaryota; Metazoa; Arthropoda; Insecta; Lepidoptera; Crambidae
Source: the annotation of a GenBank genome assembly